AUGAACGUUGACUGGACCGUUACGAGUACUCUUUACAGUAAUUGUGUCAACUGGGUCACCCACCAACCACAACACCAUGUUCACAUCAUCCAGACGCUGACCGACUUCAAAAGUGUACCAAGUACUAGUGUGACAAUGCCAUCCGAAUCCUUGCUUCAGCAUCACGCCUUGCCUUGGGCGAAAAGGGUGCGCAUGUCUCUUUCUGGUCUGAAAUAUGGCUGGGCAACUCAGCUCAGCUCAGCUGCUGUGUUGAUACUAUCGGGCAGCCCAAUCUACGAUAGGAAUUUAGGUUACGGUUACUUCGUACCACCGAAUCAUCGUGGCGAGACGCCCAUGAUUUGUCACAACCAGAAACCUCUGAUACCCGAUGCAUACACCACAACCAUUAUUGCUCUGCUCCCCAAUGCAUACACCACAACCAUUGCUCUGUUCCCUAAUCCGGUCUUUUCAUUGUUGCUCAAAGAAGGAUCGAUCGACUUUGCCUAA
This is a messenger RNA of Hymenoscyphus albidus, 486 nucleotides long. The record is from the annotation of a GenBank genome assembly. NCBI's taxonomy places the organism in Eukaryota, Fungi, Ascomycota, Leotiomycetes, Helotiales, Helotiaceae.